Molecule: messenger RNA, 1804 nt
Organism: Acomys russatus (golden spiny mouse)
Lineage: Eukaryota; Metazoa; Chordata; Mammalia; Rodentia; Muridae
Gene: Samd10
Product: sterile alpha motif domain containing 10
Exons: 6
Coding region: 144-1112 (322 amino acids)
Biological process (GO): cell surface receptor protein tyrosine kinase signaling pathway
Cellular component (GO): cytoplasmic side of plasma membrane
Molecular function (GO): protein binding
Source: RefSeq, a predicted model, not a curated record
AAGAAGAAGAAAUGAAAAAGAAUGAGCUAUUGAGGCUGGAGAUAUAGCUUGGUGGUUGAGAGCACUUCUCGACCUGGCCGAGGACAUGGGUUCACCCACAUGGCAGCUCACAACUGUCCAUAACCCCAGUGCCAGGAGAUCCAAUGUCCCUUUCUGGGCACCAGCAGGUUGCAGGAGAGGCUGGUCCACGGAGUCGUAGCCAGGUGCGCAAGGACGCCUUUUGCCCUGGCGGACACCCUCAGCCUACGCAGCUCCGCGCGCCGCCGAUACACCUCGGAGCUCCCGGAGCGCGCCUUGCGCCCAGGGCUGGGCGGCAGGUGCUUUGCCGCGCAGACUCCCCGGCCGCGGGGACCGGCUUGGGCUCGGCUGGCUCCCGAGGGCGAGGACGCGGUGUGCGGUGUUCACCGGCCACACUGGCCGCCUGGUGCUCCGCGAGGGGCGUGUGCCCGAGCCGCGCACCCGCGGGCUCCAUGUUCACCGAGCUGAGGUCAAAGCUGAGCCCCCCGCGAGCUCGCGCCGGGGCUGUGCGUACAGGCUUCGGGGAGCGCCCGGAUGUGGACGGUGAGCUGGGAUGGACCCAGGCACAGGAAUACCCCUCUGCCCAUUUCAGCUUCUGCCAGACCCUCCUAGAGCACACAGUAUCAGCUGAGAACAUACCCUGCCACCUGCCUCGGACACCAGGCACCAGCCUCACAUGGCAUGACUCCCGCAGCCAGAGGGCAUCCGGCAGCAGGCCAAUCAAGCUUCUGCAGCAGCCAGGCUCGGAGACCCCCCAGGCCCGGCUGUACUCUGAUCACUAUGGCUUGUACCAUACAAGCCCUCCCCUGGGUGGCCUGACAAGGCCAGUGGUCUUGUGGAGCCAGCAGGACGUUUGCAAGUGGCUUAAGAAGCAUUGUCCUCACAACUACCUCGUCUAUGUCGAGGCCUUCUCUCAGCACGCCAUCACUGGCCGAGCUCUGCUUAGACUGAAUGCAGAUAAGCUGCAGAGAAUGGGGUUGACCCAAGAGGCUCAGAGGCAGGAGGUGCUGCAGCAGGUGCUCCACCUGCAGGUUCGUGAGGAGGGGCGGAGCCUGCAGCUGCUCAGCCAAGCUUCCUUCGGAAACAUGUCCUAGCUGCUGCCUAUACUUGGACCCCAGACCCCAACACUGUGACCAGAGCCCACAGCCAAGGAUGAGGCAGAGCUGGCCCUACAGCCCCUUUGGAUCCUGCAGGAUACCCUAGUGGCUAAACCUAGCCCAGUGAACAGUGAGGGACAGUACUGCCACCUCCGGGUGCCUCUGGAGAGGCACUACAGGUUCUGCCCUGUGGCUGGGUGGGUGGUGGCUGCCUGCUUAUAACCCUUUCUUCUGGGAUCCACGCCCAGGCCCAUCCCCUGGUGCUGCUGGCAGCAAACAGGGCAGCUGCCUGGAGCUAGAGUGGGGUUUGAAUGUCCCCAGACUCCCAGGGAGUCUGUUUAUUUAUGCUCCCUCCAACGUGUGACCGUUUCCUAUCUGAGUCAUGAAUCCUCCUCCUAAGUCUUUUAGUUCUGUGUCUUCCCCAGGCACGACCAGGUCAGCCACACAGUGGGACAAGCUGUCUUGGCUCUCUUUCAGCUGUAUCCGUCAUCCUCUGGCUCUCCCAGAAUACAGCCGGCCCGACCUGCUGUCCACAGUGAUGGCCAUCAGUUCAGCUAGGCAUCGUGCCAUGUGCUUCACCUAGUCGUUAUGAAACUCAGCAUACCCUGUCCACUCGUGAGAAGUGAAGUUGAGAGGGGCCCAAGAUGUUCACACUGCGAUGCCAGUAUAUGGCACACAGAUCCCAGUGC